AUGUCCCUCCCUGACCUCCUCGCCCUCUUGACCACCUCAAUAAACAACCUGACCGCGCAAUACGCCUCAGCUGGCCAUGCCCUUCCAUCACUGGACACCCCAUACGAUUCAAAGAGUCCAGCGGAGACAUUCCGCUUGGGAAACCCAGCCGUCGUCGACGCGACAAAGGAAAUAAUAGCGGCCGCAAGCCAGAUUAUUGUGGCUGUUCGCGACCCAGUUGUAGGACUUUUCUUGAGCGCACAUUCGUUCAAUGUACCGGCGUGUCUGCGUGUCGCGUCAGAGCUGAAUGUCCCGGAAAUUCUGAGGGAGGCGAGAGAGCAGGGUGCCUCCGCGGAGAAAAUUGCGUCUUAUAGUGGAGUAGAUGCUGGACUGUUGGAACGCGUCCUUCGACUCCUUGCAACGCAUCAUAUUUUCCGCGAAAUUGGCCCCGGAAUCUUCACCAACAACCGUGUGUCGUCUGCAAUGGACAAGGGAAAGAGUGUCAAAGACUUAUUGGAGCGACCUGGUGAACGAUUCAGCGAGCCACAGUCUGGACGAGCGGCUCAUGUCGAAUUCCUGGCAGACGAGUGCUUCAGAAGCGCAUCGGUGCUUGCUGACACCAUGCGCGAUCCCAAAGCCUCCACUCCCCUGCUUCAGGCCUUCAACCAGCCCCCCACCGCGAAUUUGUUUUCCUUCCUGGAAACCUCCCCCGCCCGUCUGGGGCGCUUUUCCAUUGCGAUGGACGUGACCAUGACUACGAACCAGCUGGCGGAUGGGUACCCAUGGGUAAAUCUCGCCACAGGCGAUAAGAAGCUCGUCGUCGAUGUUGGAGCGGGAAUGGGAGGGUACAUCAUGGGGGUCGCCCGCCAGCUCGGGUCCAGCGACAAGAUCGAGUUUGUGAUUCAAGAUCGGGAGAAGACGGUCGUGAAGGCUCGCAAGAACUGGGAAGAGCAUCUGCCUGAGGUCGUCACGAAAGGCCUGGUCAAGUUCGAACCGCAAGACUUCUUUAAUGCACAACCGUCGCGAUCAGCACCCGUGUCGGUCUUUGUCCUGCGUCACAUCCUCCAUAAUUGGCCAAACGCCAAAGCCACCCAGAUCCUCCGCCGCCUGCGGGAUGCCGCGUCAGCAGAAACACAGCUGCUCAUCAUUGACCGGGUCGUCCGGCCCGCGUCCCUUGUCGAGUCUGCCCACCCCGAGAUCGUCGAAAGCAUUCCCGGCGCAAAACUCGCCCCCGCGCCGGCCCCCCUGCUGCCGAAUUGGGGUGUGGCUGGCCAGAUGAUGUACCAUUAUGAUUUAACUAUGCAUAAUUUGCUGGGAGCGACUGAGCGCACGGUAGAUGGGUUCGUUGCGCUUUUGCGUGGUGCUGGAUGGGAGCUAGUCAGGAUUCAUCGGGAUCCACACGCGUCGCAGUCGAGCAACUUGGUUGCACGGCCUCUCUUGUGA
Molecule: messenger RNA, 1422 nt
Organism: Mycena indigotica
Lineage: Eukaryota; Fungi; Basidiomycota; Agaricomycetes; Agaricales; Mycenaceae
Product: Methyltransf-2 domain-containing protein
Exons: 9
Coding region: 1-1422 (473 amino acids)
Molecular function (GO): O-methyltransferase activity
Source: RefSeq, a predicted model, not a curated record